Globicephala melas (long-finned pilot whale) is the source of this 8400-nucleotide messenger RNA. It is a transcript of the gene PRSS55, whose product is annotated as serine protease 55. Gene Ontology annotation, biological process: proteolysis. Gene Ontology annotation, molecular function: serine-type endopeptidase activity. The record is from RefSeq and is a predicted model, not a curated record. Lineage: Eukaryota; Metazoa; Chordata; Mammalia; Artiodactyla; Delphinidae.
AAAUUUAUAUAUAAGCACACACACACGAUUGUGUAUAAGAAGAAUUUUCAGGUAAGAUACAGUUAACAUUGCUUCUCUAGGGAGUGAACAGGAGAACAAUUAUAAGAGGUAAACUUCCUCUUCACUGUACACCCCUCUGUACCCCUGGAAUUUUCUUUACUGUGUACUGGUGAAAUAAACCACAUUUCUAAUUUCAGCCAUGCAGAGGCAACUCUUUAGCCAAAUGUAACUUUCCACAUCCUCAUGUAUGCAAAUACGUCAUUAUUAUUUUACAGAAAUAGAAUCAGGCGGUACAUAGUGUCUCACAGCUUACGAAGAUCUAUUUUUGAAAAUAUUAAGUAACACAUAGAAGAGUCAGAAAGAAGCACUAUUUAAUGAUACGCCAAAAAUACAAAACAAACAACAGUGUCCCCCAAAUAGGGUGUGGGUUUAUUUGGUUUUUUUAAACCAGAUUGUUAUCAUGAGCAAAUUGCUGUGCCCAUCAGCUUCCUUUGAACCAAACUGUUCUUCAUCCAGUUCUUUGAAGUCAUUGGAAAUUCCCAUGACCUUGCUUUAAAAUGAAGAAUGACACUCGCUUCUCUAGGGAUGAUGAGAUCUACGUGAAAGACGUACAGUUAAGAAUUUAAAUUUCUGGAGCCAAACAGACGUUGGUUCAGAUCCCAGGGUGAAUACGUGGUUGAGAGAAUGUGAAAUUUUUCUUCAGCGUUUCGAGGCUCAUUUUUAGGCUGGUGGUGAUUGUACCUCUCCCGCAGGACCACGGUGUGAAGCAGUCCUAGGAGGACUCUUAGUAGUCCCAUUUUACAGAUGGGGAAAUCUGAAAAGGCACAGGCACAGAGGGGACUCCAGGCGGUGAGUAGAGGAGCUGGGAGGGAAGCUAAGGGAGCCUGCAGCCCUAACCACUGGACUGCACAGCCGGCCUUUGGUUACAGAGCAUCCCUCCCAAAUUCAUGUCCACCUGGAACCUCAGAAUGUGACCUUACUUGGAAAUACGAUCUGUGCAGAUGUAAUUAGUUCCAUUAAGAUGAAGUCCUAUGGGAUUAGCAUGGGCCCUACUCCAAUAACUGGUAUUCCUAUCAGAAGAGAGCAGAGGAGACACACGCAUACAGGGGGGAAGGCCUGUGAAGAUGGAGGUACAGACCGGAGGGCUGCACCUACAGGCUAAGGAACGCCCAGGGUCGCCCGCAACCACCAGAAGCCAGAAAAGGCAAGGAAGGAUCCUCCCCUAGACCCUCCAGAGGGAGCAUAGCCCUGCCGAUGCCUUGAUUUGGGACUUCUGGCCUCUGGGAGAGAGCAUGUUUCUGUUGUUUUUUUUGUAUUUUUGUGUGGUACGCGGGCCUCUCACUGUUGUGGCCUCUCCCGUUGCGGAGCACAGGCUCCAGAUGCUCAGGCUCAGCGGCCACGGCUCACGGGCCCAGCCACUCCGCGGCAUGUGGGAUCUUCCGGGACCGGGGCACAAACCCGUGUCCCCUGCAUCGGCAGGCGGACUCUCAACCACUGCGCCACCAGGGAAGCCCACGUUUCUGUUAUUUUAAUCCACCUCCUAUCCAGAGGAGAAAGAAGGCAGCCAGGUAGCCUGGCACUGCUGGCCAGCUUUCUGGGUCAGCCCCUCUCCAGACCAUGGAGCAGCUAUGUUACCUUGCAGGUGUCCUUCCCACCUUGAAGGUCCCCGGCGCACAGCAUGCUCGUCGUGAGCAGAGGCGUCAUGGGGAAGCAUGUUUCCCAGUCGAUCAGCUGGAUGUUGACUUUCCAGAGCACUGUUUCCAUACUUCGCUUAGGAACUGACCCAAAGAAGCAGCAGAUGGGGAAAGAACCCUGAGCUCAGCGUGGUCCCUUUGGAGGACCCACCCACAUCAUGUCUUUUCACCUCAACAACAAGGGAACUGCUCCGUGGCCCCGGCAAUGACCCAGAUUUGGACUGGGUGAGGAGGGGGUAGGAGGGGUGUCCGGGAGACUCUUGAGCCCACCCUCUCUGAAUCAAGAGCUCCUAGGACUGGGUCUCUACUGGAUUUCAGCCUCAGUGAACCAUUUUCUCACCCUGCCAAGGGUGCCAGGUUCCAGCAAGGGUCCUAAAAAGGAGUUUCAUUCAAAUCCAUGAGGAUGUAAAGAGAACCCACGAUGACAAGUUCUGUCCUGGGACCCACGGCACAAAAAGAUGGGCUUGAAGCUUGUGUCGGGGUCCUUGAGGAGUUCACUGCCUGUGGGCUCUAGCUGAGCCCAACUCCUAGAAUGUCCACUUCCGAAGAUGGGGAUGUGUUCCUCUUUGUAUGUUGCUGACUCCCCGGAGCCUACAACACUGCCUGAAUCAUAGAGGAGUUUCAAAGAAAAUGAGGUAAAUGAAGCAUGGGGAACUCUAAGUUAAGAAGGUGGCCUUGUUUGCGAAGCUAUUGAAAAGCUUCUAAGGGCAAUUCCCAAGGAGGAAUCUAACACAGCUCUGAGUUUUGGGACCACGUGGGAAUCCACGUAGAGCCAUUUGGGUGCCUCGUUGGAAGAGCAGUACUGAGUGGAAUAUGAUCUUUCCUGCUCUGUUGAUUAUGGCGAAAGUCACAUUCACCAAGAAGGAAGACAAAAGGACCCCAUUUUGUGGGUUGGCUGGGCAAACUGGCAGGAGUAGGUUACAGGUUAACUCUAGAAGGACAAAUUUACAUUCGGUUUAUCCCCUCCUCCUUGGCCUGGACCUGUGGGUUUCAGAGAUUUUAGCCACAGAGCCCUUUAUCACAGGGGGCAGAACUGGCACCAUCAAUUGGAACGGAGCUGCUCUGGCUGACAUUGGCGUGGACUUCCCAGAGCCCAGCCCCUUUUCCCAUUGGUAUGUCCCUCCACAUUCCUCCAAGCCACCCUGAAGCCUCUGAACACCUCUGCCUGGGUUUUCCCUGAGGCCCUGUUUAGGGUUCCUGUUUCACAACAUGGACCUAAAACUUGCUACGUGCGCUCAGGGAGGAUGGCUCCCAUGUGGACUGAGCAGAAGGGUCAUCGUGGGACCUUAGUUGAGAACCGGAAGCGCCCAGGUCCACGAGGCUGACCUCCUGAGGCCAGCAGAGCCUCCAGACUUUGCUUCUCAUUGCAAACCUCAGCCAAGGUUUUCGGUGUCAAGAUUUCCUUUACCAUGUACGACCUCCAAGGUAGAUCUUAUUCCAAAAAAAAGAAAGAGAAAAUAGCAAUGGGCUGCAGUUAGAAUCCACCACACACUGAGGAUCGAUCCUCCACAGAGAUGAUUCCCACUGUCAAGGAUACGCGUCUGCCAUGGGAAAUCUACAAUAUCUGCAGGCACCCCGCCUAUGAUAUCCAAAGCUUCUGACUUCUCAGAACUGUUUAUCCUUUGGCCACAUUUCACUAAGAGCAGAAAGAAGGAAGAGGGAGGAGAGACCCAGCGCCCAACAGUCAAGACGAAGAAACAGUCUUGGAGAGAUCACGUGAUUGCUGAAGACCAUUCAGCUUACAAGAGACAGAUGGGGAUCUUUCGGGCAGAAUGCGGUGAAAGACCCGUUUUUGAGAGAGGAGCUCAGUAUUCCAGAAUCAUAGGAGGGAUGGAGGCUGAGGUGGGUGAGUUUCCUUGGCAGGUGAGUAUUCAAGCAAGAAAUGAACACUUCUGUGGUGGCGCCAUCAUCAGCGAGUGGUGGAUUGUCUCGGCGGCUCACUGCUUUCACUCUGAGAUCUCGCCAACAGAACUGAGAGUCGUGCUGGGAACGAAUAGCUUAAGCAGCCCAUCCCUGGAAGUAAAGGGGGUCACAAGCAUAAUUCUGCACAAGGACUUUCAAAAACUCAACAUGGACAAUGAUAUCUCCCUGCUGCUGUUGGACACGCCCAUCACAUUCAGCGAACUGAAAGAACCCAUCUGCAUGCCCACAGAGCCCGGCCUCUCCAGGUGGCACAAAUGCUGGGUGGCAGGAUGGGGGCAGACCCAAACUGGUCUCAAACAGCCUAUGGAAACAGAGCUGCUGAAAGUGCCCAUGACCAUCGUGGAUUGGGAGAAGUGUUUAAAGGAAUUUCCAAGACUUACCAAAAAUAUGCUGUGUGCUGGAUUCGAGAAUGAGACCUACGAUGCUUGCCAGGGUGACAGCGGGGGUCCUCUCGUCUGUACCACAGAAUCUGGCAAGAAGUGGUACCAGGUGGGCAUCAUCAGCUGGGGAAGGAGUUGUGGACAGAAGAACGUUCCAGGAAUAUACACCUUGUUAGAAAACUACCACUCCUGGAUCAAGAAGAUGUCACCCCCUCUUCCCGGCUGCCCGGGUGUCGGUGUCGCCGUCCUGGGCGCUCUGCCACGACCGCUGUGGGCGCAGAUGGAGCCCAUGAAGUGGACUGCUGGCCGCCACUCGAGGUCACCUGGUUUCCUAAGAAGCAGAUUCUCGGCAAUUUCUCACAGGAGGAGCAUUUGCAACUCACAGCUCUGCUGGCAUCCUUUCCCCAUCCCUCCCCGCCCGAACACGGCUCGCUCGUUUGGAAAGUAACUGUGAAACCUUUUACCCCUCCUGUUGAAAAGCACCUUCUCAGCCAUCCCUUUUGCCUGUAGAUGUAGCAGGGCAGAGAGGACCACUCCCACUGCUCAGAUGAGGAAGCCGAGGCUCAGAGAAGGGAAGGCGUUCACUCGGACUGAACAGUGCUAAGAAUGUGGAUGGGAGCAGGGGGGUGAUGCCGAAAGCUCAGCUUCUCUGUGCGCCAGUGCUGAAUCAGAUCUCGGAGACAGAGUUUUGGGUGAAGUAGAAAAGAAUAGCUUUAUUACUUUGCCAGGCAAAAGGGGACACAGUGGGCUCCUAAAUCGAAAAACUAUGUGUCCCCACCCAGGAGGAUGUGAUGAGAAGUUUUAUAACAGUACUUCAAGGGCGGGGUUGCUGACAAGAUGAGGGUGUGUGCAGGGUCUCAGCUGGUCCGUCUCCUACUCGUGAUGGGCUUCUCUGGUCCCUUUAAUCUCGCCUCAGGUGGUUCCUUGAUUAGCAACUGUUCGAAUCUGCCCUUUGGAACUCAGGGAAGGUCAUGGAGGCUGGAGUCUUGCUUACAAGAAACGGGGGACAAAAAGAGGCCUCCGUGCCCAGGCCCCACUCGGUUUCAGGGGUAGACAUGUUGGAGCCCCCAGGGCACCCCAGGAGCCCAAGUGGCCUGGCUUCUAAUUCCACUGCUCCCUUGCUGCUGAAGUCCGGAAUGUCUCAGAUUCCCUGGCCUCCAGGCUCCCCGAGGAGCAGGCAGAACACACACCAUGGAACCCUCCUUGUUAAUAAAGGCUGCCACGUGCGUAAUGCUUCCUACACGUCAACCGCCCUUGUAAAUACUCUUAUACGUAUUAAGAUCUUGUUGCUGAAAUCUCGGCUUCUGUACACCCAUGCCAAAUAGAAAUACGGAGACAGAAUUGAGGAGGAAAGCGAAAGAAUAGCUUUAUUUCUUUGCCAGGCAAAGAGGGAACACAGCAGGCUAGCACCUCCAAAAACUGCACCCCCCUUGGAGAAGCUUUAUAGUAAUGGUUCAAAGAAGGUGUGAUCAGCUUGUGGACGUUCUUCUGAUUGGUUGGUGGUGAGGUAAUUGGGAGUCGGCAUCAUCAACCUUCUGCUUCCUACUGGUCAGGGGUCUACAUGCUUGUGGGAAGCAUACCAUCGGUAACUGUUAACUUUUCCUACCUGGAGAGGGUAUCUGCAAAACAGCUCAUAGAUAUUGUUGUGUCCAUUGAUGGGGAACCAGGACCUGCCCCAAGGCGGCACUAUUGUUUCUCUUGACUGCUCCUCCCUUGUCUCCCAUCCCUUCCCUUCCCUGAUUAACAACCGCUUGAAUCUGCCUGUUGGAACUCAGGGAAGGUCAUGGAGGCUGAAUGAAGCCUAUUUCCUGUAAUCAAAGAAAUGGGGGACACAGAAAGGCUUUGUGCCCAGGAGCCCCACGGGGCCCUGCUCAGUGUCAACCCCCCUCAGUCAGAGUAACCCUAUGAAAUAGGUACUACCACUGGGCCUUGUUUACAGACUGAGGAAACCAAGGCCCAAGGUCACAGGGCUCUGAGGAGGUGGGGCUGUAUUCACGCCAAACCAGUCUGGUCUAGAUGGAGGUGGACUGAGCCCUUGGGCCACCCUGCCUCUGGACACUGUCCAAGGCAAGGACACUGACCCACAGGUCUGAUACCUGGGUUCAGGUAUCACUCACUCUUUGAGGAAUUUGGUCACACUUGUUCAAAUUUUGUGUCCUCCUUGGUCAAAGGAAUCUCUAGAGAAAGUUACAGAGUAAAAACCCAUGAUUUCUCAUUUGUACGCAUGUAGCGAGAGCACCUCAGCUCUUUAUCCUGGAUCCUGGAAGAGCAAUGGAACAGGGGAGGAGGCUCCUCCUUCUCCUCUAGACUGAGGUUCUUCCACGGGGAACAUGGAAGCCAUCCGUCAAUAAGCCACUCAGUCAACACACAUUCAUUAAGCACCUACAGUGCCCCUAGGUCCGGGCAUAUCACUAUGAUCGGGUAGGCAAGGUGAAUGUCUCUCUGGAGCUUGCACUGUGGUAGGGAAGCCAGCAUUGGACAGGAAAUGACAGAGUGACAAGUCUCACUGAAGGGAAGCCCAGUGUUCAAUGUUGCUAACGUUCUACAAUUCCUGUAGCACUCCAGAAGUCUCUGUGCUUUAAGCUGUUUGCAGUCUGCAGUCAUCUCUUCGAGCAAGGUUAACGAUGGAAGUGGUUAGCUUGGACUGCUGGGGUGAGCAGGGUAAUGGGGACAUAAGCAAACCUGUGGACAGUGAAAGGACUGAAUAAUCUACAUAAGAAAGGGCAUGUGGUCACGUGGAGAAGAAAAGAUGAAGAUGGGGCACAGAUAUCUAACCUGGAGACCAGGGCUUCCUGCCGCCUUUAGAGAUAGCUGGUCCCCUGCACUUAUCCCACGGACAAUACAGGAUGACAGGCUUUUUACAAUAACAUUCAACCAACAUUUGAUGAGAACAGAGGAAGUGCUGGCACUUGCUAAACAAAGAACAAGAUAGACAAGGUCUCUGAGCUACUCACCAUCAAAGCUUUGUGUAACGCAAAAACAAAACAAAACAAAAACACGGGCUGCCUUGAGGCCAGCCUCAGCUGCUGUUGCAUUCGGAAUAAAUACAGAUCCCAGUCCAGAAACUCUGAGGUGCAUCAGAGGUCUUUACUGGAAGUUUUCUUGAAGAGAUAACACUGGAUUCACAUCAAAACUUGCCACAAGGCAUCUAGUAGCAGCUCUCUUUCCCAAAAUGCACAUUUCACAGCAGCUGCUCAAAUUCAUCCCUCCGCCCUUUCGAAUUCCCAGUCUCCCUGGUCUUCAUCCCCACUCCUGCCUGUCCCGUGGGCAAAAGACCUUCCCCACCCUCUUCUCCUCCUCCCAAGUAUCUCACCCCUCUCUUACGCAUUUCACUGGAGAUUCUUUCAUUUCCUUCAAGUCCACUUUUGCACGUGUCCCUGGCCAACGUCACAAAAGCCAAAUACAGCAAUCCAGGUUCCCGGUCUGUCUUCCAGGUCUCCUUCUCAUCCUCUCUCUGGUUGGGGUAUCCACUCCCUCGUUCUUCAGUCCCCAGUCUCUUCUUUCCCCAUCCUCUCUUGAUCCAUAGAUGGGGGACUCACUCAGUGUCCUGCCUUCAACCAGGAAUACGUCCCACCUCUAGCAACCUGAUUUGCAUUUCUCUCAGCAGAAUCAACCAGCUCUUCCUUGAUGAUUCCAGCAAGCCCAGUCCCUUGGCUGUAGUUUCUCCAGACAGUAGGUAGGGAGAGUGGAAAUCUCAUUCAUCCAUUUUCUGCUAAACCUUUUCGUUUAUCUUUACUCCCAACUCCUAAAACUCAACUGACUACACACACUGUCUUACUCACAAAAAGUACUCCACCUUCACUGGACCUGUUUCUGUUAUGGGACCCGCAUCAUUCUCUUUUGGCCAGACCUGAAACCUUAGAGCUGAUGUUCUGCACCGGUGCCCAGGGCAAAGACUCAGACUCAUGGAUGACCUAAUAGAGGGCUGUAAAACUCCUUGAAAUUGUAUACACUCACAAAACUAAAGACCACAUAUUGGGACCGAGAGGAAAUAUUUGCAAACACAUAUGUCAGACAGAGGACUUCUAUCCAGAAUAUAUAAAGAAUCCUUGCAACUCAACUCAAUUUAAAAUUGGGCAAAAGAUUUAACAGGCACUUUACAAAAGAUUUAUGAGUGAUCAAUAGCACAUGAAAAGAUGUUCAACUUUAGUCAUCAGAGGAAUGCAAAUUAAAACCACAAGGAGAUACCACUAUGUAUUCACUAGAACAGCUAAAAUUUCAGGCUGGUAGUACCAAGUGUUGACAAGGAUAUAGAGAAACUGGAUUUCUUAUACAAGGCCGAUGGAAUUGUAAAAUGAUACAAGAGAUAUGGGAACGUGUGUAUGUGUAUAGCUGAUUCACUUUGUUAUAGAGCAGAAACUAACACACCAUUGUAAAGCAAUUAUAUUCCAAUAAAGAUGUUA